Molecule: messenger RNA, 1941 nt
Organism: Micropterus salmoides (largemouth bass)
Lineage: Eukaryota; Metazoa; Chordata; Actinopteri; Centrarchiformes; Centrarchidae
Gene: fnta
Product: farnesyltransferase, CAAX box, alpha
Exons: 9
Coding region: 52-1182 (376 amino acids)
Biological process (GO): protein geranylgeranylation; protein farnesylation
Cellular component (GO): CAAX-protein geranylgeranyltransferase complex; protein farnesyltransferase complex; cytoplasm
Molecular function (GO): CAAX-protein geranylgeranyltransferase activity; protein farnesyltransferase activity
Source: RefSeq, a predicted model, not a curated record
UUUCCUCCCGGAAGCUGAACACAGAAGCGAUUAAAAGCUACCAAGUUCGCGAUGUCAGGUGUCGAGGAAACUUCAAAUGAACCUUUAGGCGUAAAAGACGACAAAGAGUUUGACGUGGAGGCUGAAGACCACCUCGGGGAUGAUUAUUUUGCUGACCCGACUCGAUAUUUAUUUUACAGAGACAGAAAGGAGUGGGCUGACCUGGAGCCUGUUCCUCAGGAUGAUGGCCCAAAUCCUGUAGUGAAGAUCGCCUACUCUGAAAAGUUCUCAGAUGUUUAUGACUAUUUCCGUGCACUCCUGAAGAAUGAUGAAAAGAGCGAGCGCGCUUUCGCCUUGACAGCAGAGGCCAUUGAGCUGAACGCUGCCAAUUACACAGUUUGGCACUACAGGCGAGUACUACUGCAAGCCCUGUCAAAGGACCUGAGGCAGGAGAUGAGGUACAUUACUGCCAUCAUCGAAGAGCAACCCAAAAACUACCAAGUCUGGCAUCACAGACGUAUGGUCGUAGAAUGGUUGAACGACCCCUCGGAGGAAUUGGAAUUCAUUGCAGACAUUCUCAGCCAAGAUGCAAAGAACUACCACGCCUGGCAGCACAGACAGUGGGUCAUCCAGGAGUACAAACUGUGGGACAAUGAGCUGGAGUUUGUGGAGAGUCUCUUAGAAGAUGAUGUGAGGAAUAACUCUGCGUGGAACCAGAGGCAUUUUGUUAUUUCUCACACCACCGGCUUCUGCGAUCCAGCCAUAGUGGAGAGAGAGAUUCAGUAUUGUCUGAACCAGAUCAGGAAGGCUCCCCACAAUGAAAGUGCAUGGAACUAUUUGAAAGGGAUGAUGCAAGACAGAGGUCUGUCUACUCAGCCUGGCUUGCUGGAGAGAGUCCUGGAGCUGAAGGAGACUCACUGUUCACCUUAUCUUCUAGCAUUUCUGUUUGAUUGCUAUGAGGACGCCUUGGAGAACAGCAACCAAAAAGAAAAUGUGGAGGAAGAGGAACGAAAGGAAACUUUAAGAAAGGCUCUAGAAAUUUGUGAACUUCUGGCACUGAAGGACACCAUCCGUAAAGAGUACUGGCUGUUUUUGGGACGUUCUUUAAAGAGCAAAUCUGGAAGCAGUGGUCCCUCUGAUAAGCCUCUGGCAGAUGAUCCUGAACCGUCUGUCCCAGCCUCUGGGCAGCAGGAGAUGAGUUAAGAGACCAGCAGGAGACUCGCACCAUGUCCUCUCCUAUCCUGCUUCAUCAAUACUGUGCAGUUUAAUAAUAAUGUCAGUUUCCAUCAUGAAUAUGGCUGAAGAAGUUUUGUUAACUAACCACUAACAUGAGAUGACCUAGGUUGAAGGGAUUGAGCUGAAAUGUAACACACACCGCAAAUGUCAAUACACUUUAGUAUCAGACAAGCAACGCUGUGUUUCAAGCAUGGGAUAGCGAAGUCACUUUUUAUUUUACCUGAAAGAACUAGGACUAAAUAACUACAUAAUUAAGCUGUAUCAUACAUUUAGUCAGGUUAAUGUCGCCUUUAGAUGUAUUGGUGGCUGUUGUCAUUCUAUUUCCUAUCAGUCUGUGUUUAAUAGCAGUCCACAUGCAAUAGUACUAAUGAGGCUCUUGAGUGUGUUUGCAUGCAUACUUAAUUCAAUUUAAUGUCUUUGACUGAUUGUGUCUAGGUACACAUCUUAACUAAAUAUCUGGUUAGAGAGAAAUAAUCACUAUACCAGCAUCCUGGUAUGUUGAUUCAUUGUGUUGCUUUUAAAUAUAAUGUAGUUUGUUUUGUGGUAACUUGGAUGUUCUUCAAAUACAGGGAUAUUUUCUAAUGGACAUUCAUUAGUGCCUCUAAAUGAGACUUUAAAUGGAGUAUUGUGUGCAUGGAAACCCACUCUUUAUCUAAAUCCUGGAACUUUUUUUUUUUUACCUUCUGAUGGUGUUGGUCAGAGAAUAAAAAGCGCCAUGAAACAAAA